Messenger RNA from Cynoglossus semilaevis (tongue sole), 2215 nucleotides. Its product is annotated as caytaxin-like. The transcript is spliced from 13 exons. The record is from RefSeq and is a predicted model, not a curated record. NCBI's taxonomy places the organism in Eukaryota, Metazoa, Chordata, Actinopteri, Pleuronectiformes, Cynoglossidae. Gene Ontology annotation, cellular component: cytoplasm. Gene Ontology annotation, biological process: apoptotic process. The coding region runs from base 554 to 1684 and encodes 376 amino acids.
GAGGGCUUAAAAUGAAUGGUGUGGAAAAAGUAAGAGAGGUAUGAGCUGCGUGACUGUGUUUGUGUCAGAGAGAGAGGGGGAGAAAGAGAGACAGAGAGAGAGACGGGGGGCAUGGAUGCUGUUGCCAGGCGACAGCGAUGAGAGAAAGAUCCUUUUUUUUUUCCCUCUUGUUUUUUUAAAUAAAAAAAAAAUCUUUUGCAUCAUGAAAAUAAAGAGGACUGGAGUGAGGACGCGGACGACGGACGAUCGUGACUCCAGCAGCCUGAGAGGACUCCACUGAGGAAGGUUGUCAUGAGACACACACACACUCUAUCAGAACAUCAGAUAAAGUCCCACCUGCAGCUGCUGACGGUGAUGAUGCUCCCUGUGAUCAGACCACUUUGAACAGCAGGACGUGACAUCUGAGGAGGAGGAGAAAAAAAACAAGAAACACGUCCCCGUCAGAGGAUCGUGACUUCACCACCUUCUACAUCAGCCUUAAAGAUAAAGUGAGCGGAGGUCAACCCCACGACCUCAGGAGCCGCGCUACACAUGGACAACAUGGAGGUGAAGGAUGAGUGGCAGGAUGAGGACUUCCCCAGGCCACUGCCAGAAGAUGGCGAUGUUGACUCUUCCUGUGGCCUCACCGACAACAGAAACAGUAACUGACAUCACACAGCAGAAUACAACAUUUGAACUGUACUGUACUGUACUGUACUGUACUGUACUGUACUGUACUGUACUCCCACCCUGCUGCCGUUGUUGUUGUUGUUGUACUGUAGAUCCUCCCACCACUCUGAAUGUUGGCGACUCAGCGGUCCAUCACAAACGUCGCACCCUGGUGGCCCCGGAUAUGAACUUGUCGUUGGAUCAGAGUGAGGGCUCAGUGCUCACCGACGACCUUCUGGAAACAAACAAUGACCUGGACAUCAGUGUGGACGACGUCGCGACCCCUGACGAUACUGACUCACUGGAGUUCAUUACCAAUGGAAAUGAGCUGGAGUGGGAAGAUGAUACACCCGUGGCCACGGCCAAACGUCUUCCAGGAGAAAGUGAAGAAGAGCGAGACUCGGCGGGUCGACUGUGGAGAACCGUGAUUAUCGGUGAUCAGGAGCAAAGGAUCGACAUGCAGGUCAUCAGGCCGUACCUGAGGGCUGUCACACAUGGAGGUUAUUAUGGUGAGGGACUGAAUGCCAUCAUUGUGUUUGCAGCCUGUUAUCUCCCUGACAGCAGCUGUGAAGAUUACACCUACAUCAUGGAGAACCUCUUCCUAUAUGUCGUGAGCAGCCUGGAGCUUCUGGUGGCAGAAGAUUACAUGAUCAUUUACCUGAACGGAGGAACUCCUCGCAGGAAGAUGCCUGGAAUCAGCUGGCUGAAGAGAUGCUAUCAGAUGAUUGACAGAAAACUGAAGAAGAACCUCAAGUGUCUCAUCAUCGCUCACCCAACCUGGUUCAUCCGCACGGUCCUGGCGAUCUCCAGACCUUUUAUAAGUGUAAAGUUCAUGGAUAAAAUCCGCUACGUCCACACAUUGGCAGAACUCGCCAAUAUUAUCCCAAUGGAGCACGUGCAGAUCCCUGAGUGUGUGCUACAGUAUGAGGAGGAGAAGAUAAGAGCACAGAGACAAAGGAUGCAGCAAGACCAGCAGCACGCCAACUUCAGUCUGCCCAAACAGGCCAAAGUCAGUGAUAGCAGAGGUUGGCUGUGACAUCUGACAUUAAGGAGGUCGGGAACGUUCAACGCACAGCGGCCGUCUGUAGGAUCACACUUCCUGUCUGGAUUCAAGAGUGAACAUCAUUCCAAACUCACAUCUAAUGGAGUCUCGUGCAUGACCCUUAUCUCCAGCAUGACGUUAGACUUUAAUAAGAACCACUUCUUAAAGCUGGGAACAAUCUGUAAAUAAUGUAAAUGUAUUUUUGAGCCACAGAUUGACAUUUGAGAGGCGUGGCCUUUGGGUGUUUCCUCAGAGAGAGAGAGUGUACAGUGAUGUUUUAUUGGAUGUUGCCAGAGCAAAUCUGUUUCAGUGUUUCAUGGACAGAUGAUGUCAUCAUCUUCCUGUUCUCCUCUCUCUGUCCCUGUGUUGUUGUCAACGUUCAGCACCUGAAUGUUCUAGAACACAUUUUUACAGGUUGGAAAAAAAGUUCAUCUGAACAAGAAGGAAACAGUUUUUGGACCAGAGACGAUGGAUUGAUUUAUGUGUUAUUUAUGAAAUGUGCCAUUUACUGUAAAAAAAAAAAAA